This is a messenger RNA of Brettanomyces bruxellensis, 3042 nucleotides long. RefSeq lists its product as uncharacterized. NCBI's taxonomy places the organism in Eukaryota, Fungi, Ascomycota, Pichiomycetes, Pichiales, Pichiaceae. The transcript has a single exon. Gene Ontology annotation, molecular function: structural constituent of nuclear pore. The record is from RefSeq and is a predicted model, not a curated record. The coding region runs from base 1 to 3042 and encodes 1013 amino acids. Gene Ontology annotation, cellular component: nuclear pore. Gene Ontology annotation, biological process: protein import into nucleus; poly(A)+ mRNA export from nucleus.
AUGGCUUCUACUAUGCCGAAUACAGCAGCUUUGAGCAACAGUGGCGAUAAAACUGAAAAAACCCUAGCUUCUUCACUUGGUGAGCUAGUACAAGCAUCAAAAAAUCUUCCAAGACGGUCAAAUGGCGUCGGAUCGCUCAGAAGGAGCCUUGCGGAGAUCCGGAGACGCGCCAUGGACAUGCGGAAGUACAACAAGGAGGGCGCAAAGCGGAAUCCGUACAGCAAAGUGCAUUAUUUGAUGAUGGGGAAGGGAAUAACGAUUGAAGACAUGGAGGACGAGCUCCGGUCGAUCGACGUGCGUCCGGUCGGCAGCGACGCCUCGGCGGUGGUCCCUGGGAGAAGGCAGGCUGCGGGAAAAGCAGAAAAAGCGGACGGCGCCGGCGCUUUCGGUGAUGUCGGAGAUUAUAUGGCUGUGCAGCGCCACGAGAGCAUUCUGAGCGCCAUUGAGCAGAGUUUGUCGACAUCAGCGCGGGAUUUUGACCGGUUCGUGAGUGAUAAUGUGUCUGCUGAGUGGAAAAAAAGCACGAGGAACGUCGAGAGCGCGCUCCAGAGCAUAUUGAAGCCGGCGCAACAGCCGCAGCCGCAGCCACACGCACGCACGUUCGACAAGGAGAAAAAGACUGCGCUCGCCUGGCGCAGCAGACCGUCCACGAAUAUUUUGUCCGCGCAGUACACAUUUGAGGACGUGGGCAAGGAUGCGAGCAGCGCUGCACGCGCCAACCCGAACGUGUCGCUGGCGCUCCGGCGCAAGUUCGAGCUGUAUGCGCAGGUGGUGUACAACUUGAACGAGGCGCGGCAGGCUGGGCGCUGGUACCCAAUCUGUACUGUGUUUGCAGAUCUUGCCAAACACGAGAUGACCACUCGCGCCAAGCAGAUGCAUGAGGCUUGGAUGAUUGUGCGCGAUGUGUGUGGCGAGGGGGAUGCGGAGCGCGAGGAGGCGAAACAGCGCCGAGUUGCAGGCGCGGGCAGCGCCAAUAGCGCCAGUAGCGCCAGCGCAUCGCGGCCUGCGCGGCUCGAGGAACGCAAGUUUGCGCGCGCAUACACGGGCGAGGAGGCGCAACUGCGCCAGAAAAUCGUCGCGCGCAGCAGAGCGUACUUGGAAGAGCAGUUCUUGGAUCACGUGACCGAGCUGUACGCAAAGGUUGCGGGUGGCGCUGCGCCGGCAUCGAAUGCGCAGAAAGUGCAGAAGUUCGUCGAGUUGACGCGCAAGAGUAAAAACGGCAAGUGGAAGGUGGAAAAUUUGACGUUUGUGAAUUUGGUGCCGAUCUGGGCGACGUUGUUCUACCUCAUGCGUGCUGGGUGUUACGAUGAGGCGCUAGCGCUGGUGGAGAGCAAUGUGGAUGGGUUCCAGAAGUUGGAGCGCUCGUUCCCGCUGUACAUGCGCGCAUACUGCGCCAGUGCAGCGCAUGCGCUCCCUGCGGAUCUUCACGACCGCCUGGCUAAUGAGUUCAACCAGUACUUCCGGCGGCUUGGUGCACAGAAGAUGGACCCGUACAAGUAUGCGGUGUACAAGCUGAUUGGGCGCUGUGAUUUGGCGCGGCGCGACUUGCCGUCAGUUGCGCUCACGACUGAGGAUUGGCUCUGGUACCACCUAGGACUUGUGCGUGAGAGUGGUAGCGCAGGCGUGGAUGCGGGUGCGGGUAGUGCUAGCGCAGUUAGCGCAGUUAGCGCAGGUAGUGCAGAUAGCGCAAGCAGCGCAGGCGCGGAUGGCGCAUUCGACGGGCCGCUGCAGCCAGAGAUCUACCGCCUUGGGGAUCUCCAGCAGGCAGUCGUUUCCCUUGGCGCCAGCGCGUUCGACGGUUCGCGCAGCAACCCGCUCUACUUGCAAGUGUUGCUUCUCACCGGGCAGUACGAGCGCGCAGUCAAACACGUGUUUGAGUCUUCGGAAAUGGACGCAGUGCACCUUGCGGUGGGCUUGGCGUACUACGGGUUGCUGCGGGUUGCGGUAAGCGCAGGGGGUGCUGAAAGUACGCUCGGUGCGCCGGAUGCGCCCGCCAUCCGUCUCAUGCACGUGUCGGCGCAGGGCGUCGCGUCGAUCGACUUUCCCCGCCUCGUCGGCCACUACGUCCGUGCCUUCAAGCUUUCGGACCCCCGCGUCGCCGCAGAGUACCUUGUGCAAAUAUGUAUGUGUCAAAACACGCAGAACCCAGAGCUGGAAAAACAGCAAAUUGCGAUUUGCCAGCAGGCAGUCCGGGACUUGGUGCUCGAAACAAGAGAAUUCGUUAUUUUGCUCGGGCGCAUCGACAAAUCGGGAAGCCGGGUGCCCGGCGUGGUGGAAAAAAGGAGAAAGCUCCUCUGUUUGGACGAUUCAACAACAUUUUUGCACAAUAUCGCCGAAAAAGCAGCCCGCUCGGCCGAGCAGGAGGGCCGGCCUUAUGACUGCAUCCUUCUAUACCAGCUGGCCGAGGAGUACGAGACGGUUUUGGCAACGGUCAACGUGCUGCUGGGUGAUUUCGCCGCUGCAGCAGACUUCCGUACACCACUUGGCCCCGUGGUGCAGGCAGACCGCAUUCUAGGCGAGGCAAACAUCGUCAAGUUGGCCCGCCGGUUGCUCAAGAUGUACUCGGGCUCGGCCGAGAUGCUUGCGCGGACCUCUGCCUCCCGCCGGCACACGUGUGAUGCUCUUUUGCAGCUGAUCGAUCUCUUUGUGGACUUCACAUCGUCUGCUCCGGACCUGGUCGACAUCUUGGCCCGGGUCAAAAGCCUUGGCCUCACUCCUUGCAGCCCGGACUUGUCCAUGGACCGGAUCCGGGCCAAAGCGGACGAGUUUUCUGCGCUCGAUCAGCCGUUGGCCCGCUGCGUGCCCAACACGCUAAUCGUCCAAAUGAGCUGCAUCUCUCAGCUUUUGUACGAUUUGCAGCAGGGCAUUGAUGCCGUCCGCUUCGACCGGCUUGCCGGAUCCCAGACCAACGGCUCCAAAGACGAGAAGAUCCGCCAGCUCCGGCUCAUGUCCAAGUACUGCAUGGUGUACGCGGGCAUGGUGCAGUACAAGAUGCCGCAGGAGGUGUACCGGACGUUGGUGAGCCUCGAGGCCGAUGUGUAG